Molecule: messenger RNA, 297 nt
Organism: Microthlaspi erraticum
Lineage: Eukaryota; Viridiplantae; Streptophyta; Magnoliopsida; Brassicales; Brassicaceae
Source: the annotation of a GenBank genome assembly
AUGCCGCCUCCAGGAUCCCCUUCUGUUGGCAAACUAGGGAAAUGGAUCUGGUCGAGCACGAAACGUGUGUUGGUAGAAGAGGUGCAUAGGAAGUAUGCGACUAGUGUUGGCCUAGUAUUAAUCCCCUCCUCUGCGUUGGCAUACGUUAGCUGUUUAAUUAAGGAGAAGAACGAUUGGGAUGAGCGCAUUCGUAGAGGAAAAGAGGAGCUUCAGUCGGCAAAAGACCGUUAUUUACGAGACCUAGAACCUGUGAAUGCAGAGCUGAUGAAGCGGGCUUCACAAGCCUUGGACAAGUGA